Lingula anatina is the source of this 621-nucleotide messenger RNA. RefSeq lists its product as uncharacterized. Lineage: Eukaryota; Metazoa; Brachiopoda; Lingulata; Lingulida; Lingulidae. The record is from RefSeq and is a predicted model, not a curated record.
ACCGUUGACUCUUCUAGUACGUAUUAUUUGGAGCCAACGCACUCUUCUUAUUCCUAUGUUUCUGCACCGAGCUCCUGCUACAUGAGGUUUUAUUCCUCUUCCUCCUCCUAUGGCCUGAAUGCAUACGUGUACAGUGUCAGCAUGUCGAGUUGUGCACCGUACGUGAACAUAUAUGAUGGAUCUUCCUCAACAUCUUCAUUAUUGCGAACUGUCAGCUGUACGAACACCUCAUCUGGCACUUACUAUUCCACUGGACGGUAUCUGUAUGUGUACUACUAUAGAGGUUAUACCACAGGACAAGACUUUAUAAUUAAAAUCCAACGGGGGUCAAGUCUAAGUAGUGGAUCUUUGAACACAUACUACUUGGAUAACUACCUGUCUCACUGCAGUAGCCAAGUGACCGUUGACUCUUCUAGUACGUAUUACUUGGAUCCAGCGUACUCUUCUAAUUCCUAUGUUUCUGCACCGAGCUCCUGCUACAUGAGGUUUUAUUCCUCUUCCUCCUCCUAUGGCCUGAGUGCAUACGUGUACAGUGUCAGCAUGUCGAGUUGUACACCGUACGUGAGCAUAUAUGAUGGAUCUUCGUCAUCAUCUUCAUUACUGGUAAGAGACAAGAUGUAA